Eriocheir sinensis (Chinese mitten crab) is the source of this 3029-nucleotide messenger RNA. RefSeq names its product actin-binding protein WASF3-like (gene SCAR). The record is from RefSeq and is a predicted model, not a curated record. The transcript is spliced from 13 exons. Bases 325 to 2100 code for a protein of 591 amino acids. NCBI's taxonomy places the organism in Eukaryota, Metazoa, Arthropoda, Malacostraca, Decapoda, Varunidae. Gene Ontology annotation, cellular component: cytoskeleton; SCAR complex. Gene Ontology annotation, biological process: positive regulation of Arp2/3 complex-mediated actin nucleation; actin cytoskeleton organization. Gene Ontology annotation, molecular function: Arp2/3 complex binding; actin binding; protein kinase A regulatory subunit binding.
GGCUCUGCUCCUCCCAUGUUUUGGCAGAAGGUAACGUUGUGUUUAUCUCUUUUCCGGACGUUUUCCUCUCGGCCUUCACAACUCGUAAGCUGGGACGCGAAGGAUUAUGUACUAUUACGCAUAACAUGAUCAUUUCAUCAUUGUAUUUCCGUAUCAACAUGGGUUAUUAGAAAAUGCAGACAAGGGUACAGAAGGAACUUUGAAUGUUGCUUCUUCCCAUCAAAUAAGGCGCAUGCCACCGAGGCAUAAACACGGCGGCCAAACAGUGAGAGUUUGGCCACACACAAGAUAAAGAGUAAUAGAACAGGGGCCACAGCUUAGAAGAUGCCUCUCCUAAAACGGGUGGUGUCACCCGUGCAUGUGUCACGGGUGCCACUGGUGGAGUGGGUCACUGAUGAAAAUGGCCGCAUGUACUCGGCCAUGCUGCCGGCUACCUACCAGCCGCAGGACCUAGAGGCCUUCACGAAUCUUACUCUGGCAAACUUAAUUACUCAACUGUCCUCUCUGUCUCGCCAUGCUGAAGACUUGUUUGGAGAAAUGAUUGCAGAAUCAACAUCUAUUCUAAACCGCACUGUCUCCUUACAAGGCAGAGUUGACAAGCUUUCAGUGAAGGUCAAGAAUUUAGAUAGCAAUGUUGAAGAAGUUUCAUUGCAAGACAUCCAUAUGCGAAAGGCGUUUAAGUCUUCAACAUUAUUUGACCAGCAAGUUGUGUCCAGAGAUACCAUUCCUGGCCCCAUGUUAGAGACAUAUCAAACAUGUGAACAGCCUCCUCCUCUACACCAGCUCAACCCAUACAGGGAUGAUGGUAAAGAUGGUCUCAAGUUCUAUACAGACCCAUCUUACUUCUUCAACUUGUGGAGAGAGGAAAUGACCCAGGAGACAGAGAGAUUGAAAAAUGACAAGAAGCAGAAGCCAAGCAAACCCAAAGGAGAUGGGAGAAAUAAGAGUAGAAAGGUUCCAAGGAUCAUAUCCACCACACGUGAUAGGCAACAGCAAUUGGCAAUCGCUCAUGGUGAAUACAUUGCUCCACAGCAUCUACAUAGGACGGCUCCAUCCCAGGUCAAUGAGGGUAUGUAUGAUGAGUCAGUAGGAAUGAAUGCAACAGAUGGACGGCCACUCAGACCUAGCAGCAUAGAACUUCGUAGCCACUGCGGCAACGCACAUCCCAUGGAAUCAAUGUAUGGCACAAAUUCACAUACCUACUCUCCUACACAUGAAGCAAACCAAGUACCCACUUCAGAACAUUCUGGCUAUCCACCUCCUUACCAAGACCAAUACUCAGGAUAUCCUCCUCCUCCCUACACUCCUGAUGGUGCUGUCUCCCAAGGUAGCACUCCUAGUCGUACUGGUCAGCGGGCACCUUCCAGCCGCCCCGUGCAACCUCCUCCUGACCCACCCAGCAACAGUAACACACCUACACCUCCUGGUGGCUCUCACAGUGGCACACCAACCCGCUCACGUGGGCCUUCUCAAGGUCGCGAGUUCUUGCCUCCACCCCCUCCUCCACCAGCUGAUCGACAGCAACAGCUUCCCAUGGAGAAUCAGAACCGAAGGGUCACAACAGUGUCACCAGGACCAGGACGUCAUGUCCAGUCCACCUUCAAUCAUGAACCUGACUUACCCCCUCCUCCACCAACCCCAGACAAAAGUGGGGAACCUGAACCCCCUCCCCCUUCACCCCCACCCCCUCCCCCUAUGGCUCCAAUUCAGCCAUCUGGGCAGAUGGCAGAUGCUCCACCUCCACCAUCACCACCACCUCUGGUACCCAAUGGCAAUGCUCCAGGAGCACCACCUCCACCACCUAUGCCACCACUUAUUAUUAAUGGGUCUCAAACUGUACUGGCCAAACCUAGGAAAGUGGAGGAGAAAGUUCAGCCUCCAUUUGAAGUUGUUGGUCGUAGUGAGCUGCUGAAGGCCAUCAGAGAUGGUAUUAAGCUGCGUCCUCGUGUGGAUGAUGUCAAGACAAAGCCCAAAGAAGACCCAGACAGCAUUGAUGUUGCCUCCAUUUUACAGAGAAGAUUUGCUUUUGAAGUCAGUGACAGUGAAUCAUCUUCUGAUAGUGAAUCUGACAGUGAUGAAUGGGACGAAACCAGUGCAUAGAGUUAAGUUAUUCAAUCUCCCAAAACUGUUAGGAUGUAAGUGUAACAUUACAACUCUCUGGGAGUCAGAACUGUAUUCAUGGGAACAUCAAGCUUGCUAAGAUUAAAAAAAUGCAACAACCUUUAGCACUGCUGAUGUUCAUUGAUUUUGCAGACAGUUUUAGGAAGUGUACAUUUUUCAACCUUAGGAUCCUAUUACUGAAAGUAGUGAUAUAAAGUUUAUUAUACAUUUUCCUUGUAUUAAUCGAUGUUAAGACAGCCAUAAGUAUGGCCCUGAAUGUGUGCUUUCAAAAAAACAAAAAAAGUGAGCAAAACCAAUCCAAUGAAUGAAACCCUAGAGAUUGGUUCCUCUCUUCAUGGGUUAAGUGUAAAAUUACUGCCAAGUUCUAUGGCAUGUUGUGCUAUGGCAAUCACUAUUAGCCAUGUGAAGGAAUGCAAUUUAACAAGUAUUGAAACUUUAAUACAUGCAGCCACUGAAGUAAUACUCCUCUCGAAUAGUCAUGAGGUAAUCUUGCAAAAUCAUUGCUGCUUCCCACAAAAAAAACACAAAAAAAUGCAAGCUUUAUGGCAUGUCAUGGAGAAUAAUUGUAAUUGUUUAUCAAACAUCUGUAUAGUAGUUCCUUUCUUAUAUAUGCUUCAUUUAUGUGAUACCAUGCUGUCGUGCUCUGUCAGUAGCAACAAACUUGUUAUGUAUAAAUUACUGGGUUAUAUUAAGUUAUAUUUCCAAAGAAAUCAUGUUUAUUAUAUAUAGAGAAUUUAUACUUUACUCUUUAAUUUUCCUAUUUUAUUUUUAUCUGCAGUGAUAAUUAUGUGGGCUUGAGUAAACCUCAAAACUUUUGUACAAUUUGAGUUAGUGAAGUAUUGUGAAGUCUUCAAACUUGCAGUUCUCUUGUAUGCAGAAAUAAUAAACUAUUAAUAUGCUUGAAAUAA